Messenger RNA from Magnolia sinica, 537 nucleotides. RefSeq lists its product as uncharacterized. Lineage: Eukaryota; Viridiplantae; Streptophyta; Magnoliopsida; Magnoliales; Magnoliaceae. The transcript has a single exon. The record is from RefSeq and is a predicted model, not a curated record. Bases 1 to 537 code for a protein of 178 amino acids. Gene Ontology annotation, molecular function: RNA binding.
AUGAGGGGUCGUUCCCCUCGCCGCAGAUUUAGGGGAACAACUCAGCGGCCUGCGAGACCUCCUUCCCCCUUCCUUCCUCAGAGAUUUUCCCCUGUUCUAAGAUCUCGAUCAAAGCGACGGGGAUUGUCCUUGACUUCUCGGCCUCCCACAAUCCCCAAAUCAGAUUUCAGUCUCUUCGUUGGGAACAUCUCCUUUGAUACUACAAGCAAGGAUCUGUGGGGUAUCUUCAACAGAUACCGACGGCUGCUGGAUGUAUACAUCCCAACAAGACCUAGCACUAGGAAACCCUGGGGAUAUGGAUUUGUGAGAUUUGCAUACGAGCAAGAUGCAGCGAAUGCGAUAGCCAUUCUCAAUGAACGACGAGUAGAUGGCAAAAUCAUCAAUGUGAGUUGGGCAAAGCACAAAAACAGGGAGGUGGGGUCGUUAAAUCAGGGCCCCUGUCCGGCCAAGGGUUCGACGGAUCAAGUGAGCCCCCCUUUUGUCGUCGAAUCUGAUGGGGGGCAGAGAUCGUAUUUGGCAGUGGCAGCCUCCGAUUAG